GGACAAUUCGUUGCUUCAUUGAGGAGGAGGUCAUUCAGACAGGGACCGCCUGUGCAGGACGGAGAGGCUAUCGGCAUUUUCGAUGCGACCUUUCCUAAACUAGAGCUACGCGGUCUCCAAGCCAAAUAUGAGCAAGCGGCAGAAUUCCUCCAAGGCAUUGGUAUCAACCCGCCGAACCAGGACCUCGCCUCCGCUGCUGAGAACUAUAUGCCCGCAUCAAAUGUGACCAGUGCAUCGGAGCUGAACGAUGACAAUGGUGAUGGGGCACCGGUGACGGGUCCAUUCUUACCUUCCGUGAGCGCGCAACCUGGCACGGCCAGGCAACCAUUGAGAGAUGAUGUCUCGGGGACUUUGGACUUGUUGUAUUAUGGCCCGAUCAAUCUCGGGACGCCGGCGCAGACCUUAACUGUGGACGUCGAUACAGGCUCUGCGGAUCUUUGGGUGCCCGUGAAUUGUCAGGAUUGCGGCGGGCAUAAGCAGUUUGCUACGUCCAGGAGUUCGACGUAUGAGAAUAACAACGAAGGGUUCUCGAUAACCUAUGGAUCCGGCCAAGCCUCCGGUACACUCGCCACCGACGUCGUCUCCAUCGGCGGCCUCACUGUCCAAAAACAAGCCUUCGGUGCAGUCAACCAAGAAUCCGAAGACUUCCACUCCUCGCCGAACGACGGGCUUAUCGGUAUGGCCUUCGGCUCGAUCGCCAGCAGCGGCAAACCGACGUUCUUUGAGAACUUGAUGAUGGAGAGGCAACUCGCUGCGCCGAUAUUCUCGAUACAUUUGACGAGGAAUCAGGUGCAAGGGAGCGAGGUCUGUUUCGGAUGCAUGGAUGAGAGUAAGUUUAGCGGGCCAACGAGGUGGAUUCCUGUGAAAUCGAAGACGUAUUGGUCUGUAGGGAUGGAUGCUAUCGUGGUGAACGACAAGGCUGCCAUGACCAACAUAUACGCUGCCAUUGACACCGGCACGACCCUGAUCUAUCUCCCGGACCGUCUCGCGGCCUCAUUCUACAAAUUAAUC
Molecule: messenger RNA, 1011 nt
Organism: Stereum hirsutum FP-91666 SS1
Lineage: Eukaryota; Fungi; Basidiomycota; Agaricomycetes; Russulales; Stereaceae
Product: pepsinogen A
Exons: 7
Biological process (GO): proteolysis
Molecular function (GO): aspartic-type endopeptidase activity
Source: RefSeq, a predicted model, not a curated record